This is a messenger RNA of Dermochelys coriacea (leatherback sea turtle), 3609 nucleotides long. RefSeq names its product FXYD domain containing ion transport regulator 6 (gene FXYD6). Gene Ontology annotation, cellular component: membrane. Gene Ontology annotation, biological process: regulation of sodium ion transmembrane transporter activity. Lineage: Eukaryota; Metazoa; Chordata; Testudines; Dermochelyidae. The record is from RefSeq and is a predicted model, not a curated record. The transcript has 9 exons. The coding region runs from base 277 to 564 and encodes 95 amino acids. Gene Ontology annotation, molecular function: sodium channel regulator activity.
CAAGCAACAGAUUAUUGCAAAUUCCUCCCGCCCCUCCUUGCGGACUCCGCUGUGAUCCACCUCCCCUUUCCCGGACAGCCCAGCACGCCCUCGCUGCCGGGCCGGCAAACAUGCCCAUGCCCAUGCCCAGGGCGCAGCCCGCCGCAGGGGGACGGGGACGGGGACGGGGACGGGGUGUUUGAAACCACCGAGAAGCCAUUAGGCAGCCGACAGCGGUGCAGCUUGGCCCUCCCAUGUGGCUCCAUUUUCACCACUCACCAGGCAUCCACAGUGACCAUGGAAACAGCGCUGAUCUUUCUGUGCUCUCUGCUGGUGCCUGUGGUCGUAGCGGACGCAGCCAAUCAAGAGAAGGAAAAAGAUCCUUUCAACUAUGAUUACCAGAGUUUGAGGAUCGGCGGUUUGGUGUUUGCCGUGGUCUUGUUUUCUGUUGGAAUUCUCCUUAUACUCAGCAGGAGGUGCAGAUGCAGCUUCAACCAAAAGCCCAGAGCCCCUGGGGAUGAGGAGGCUCAGGUGGAGAACUUGAUUGCCUCAAACGCAACAGGGGCACAAAAAGCAGAGAACUGAACUAGAGCCAUCAGAUCAGAAACCUGAGGACAGACGCUUGGACCACAAAUGCAAGCGACCUGCAAGAAAGCGAGAAUGAUAGCAACAGGUCCUCCUAAGGAGAUGCAAAGAAGCUGUGUCUGUGUUACCCACUGUAUUUUAAUACUGGUUCUCUGUAUAAAAACCUAACUAAACUCCACGCGCCAUACUGUCUGCCUACAGUAAUGUGUAAUGUUCAUGUAUAACGACCAUCACCUCUAAGGCUAGCUGUUGACGAUGUUGUAUUAGUAAGUUUCUUUUCAUUUUUCAAGUGCAGUUGAGUGGUGCGCGACUGUGUGAGAAUGUGAGGAUGUGCUCCCCAUGGCACUUCGCUUGGCACCAUAUUGGGGGGCAUGGUUCUUUGUCCUUUCUGUGGAGAGGGGGAGGUUUUUGGGUGGCUGCCUCUCAGACCUAGGAGCAUGGAUCAUACGCCACACUGCUAACUAAGGAAGGGAGGAGGGUGGGAAUGGGAAAGGGGUUGGAGAGAGGUAUUAUUUUCACAUCUGGGCUGAUUGUGUUUUAUUCUCUUGGCGGGGCAGGAAAUCUGUUAGAACCGGAGAUGGGUCCAAACAAAUCCCCCGGCUCCAGACUCUGGAUGUUUGAUGAAGGGACGGGGGGGUCUGAAUCUGAACUCGCAUCCAGAUUUCUAAGGUGGCCAAACCCAGAGCCCAGGCCCAGACACCCUCCUGGGCUUUGGGGAGUUUGAAAUCUGAAUCCUGGCUCAGGCUCUGCACCUGUGGCUCUAGUGAGAAACCUAUGGCCAGUGGCACCAAUUGAACCAGAGCUCAGCUAAAGGCCUCGUCCCAGUUGUGGCAGCCAGCCACUACAGCCAGUGCUUGUGCUGUGGAUGGCUGGUGUGUGCACAUGUGCAACACAAAUGUUGCACGCUCAAAGCAUUGCAAGCAGCAGGUUCUUGUGAUGCAGUUUUUGUUUAAUUUAGACGGGGCUUCAGGAAUCACUUCUGUUUUGUUUCGGUGAAACUGAAUCUGCAGAUAAAAUACAACACAGUACGGCUGGAAGAGACCCUUGGGGAGGAGAUUGCAGUUGCGUUUUGCAGUAUCAGCAAUAACCUUCAUGUGCCCCUGGAGCACGGCCCCAAGGGCCCUGGCUGGUGAGGAGAAAGCAGAAAAGCCAGAUGCUUUUAUUUCUCAGACCGCACCUUCAUGCCAGUUUAAACCCAAGAGAGCUCUCUGCAGCAUGUGGCUUGUCGCUGCAGCACCCUCCUCUCUGAGCUCACAGCUAAAAUCGCCUCCCCCCGGGAGAUGUUAUUUUAAAUGUGAUCUCUGUGAAAUGCCCCAGCACAGUGACACUAUGCGGGAAAGCUGGCUGUGCAGUCAGUAAUCCUGCUCCCUGCCUCCCAUUCUGUGUGACUCUGCUGGGUCGGGGUUGGGAAGGAGAUUAGACUGUCUCUGAGGUCUAAACAGGUCUUGUCUCAGACAUUGUCUCUGUUAAAGGGCCAGUUCUUUUUUGUCUAAACCAGCAAAGGAAUCCAUGGAGCACUGCAGGAGAUUAAAUGCAGCAGCACUUUACUGUGAGUGGCCACACCUUUGUUAAUUCCUUUGCAGUGCCCUGUGGUGGGGUACAGGGGGUUGAGUCCUUGGCAUUAAUGUCAUGUGUAAUUGCAUAGCAGCUAGACAUUGUCAGUACCCACUUGCUGUACAACACUCCCAUCUGCCUCUGCAGAGAAAACAGAGCCCUGAAUGAUGCUGGGUCACCCUCCAGGGCUCAGAGGGCAGCUCUGAUAGGGUGGAGGCUGCCUCCAUGCAGGUGGGCCAUGCACCACUUAUUUCUUACGCUGCCUUCAUAGAAUCAUAGAAUAUCAGGGUUGGAAGGGACCUCAGGAGGUCAUCUAGUCCAACCCCCUACUCAAAGCAGGACCAAUCCCCAACUAAAUUAUCCCAGCCAGGGAUUUGUCAAGCCUGACUUUAAAAACUUCUAAGGAAGGAGAUUCCACCAUCUCCCUAGGUAACGGAUUCCAGUGUUUCACCACUCUUCUAGUGAAAAAGUUUUUCCUAAUAUCCAACCUAAACCUCCCCCACUGCAACUUGAGACCAUGACUCCUCGUUCUGUCAUCUGCUACCACUGAGAACAGUCUAGAUCCAUCCUCUUUGGAACCCCCUUUCAGGUAGUUGAAAGCAGCUAUCAAAUCCCACCUCAUUCUUCUCUUCCGCAGACUAAACAAUCCCAGGUGUAACUAGGAAUUAAGUGUUGCCUGCCUCUGUGCUGGCCUAGGGCACAGUGUGAAUUUUCCCCCCAAAACUUCCCAAAGUAUUGUCACUUAUCCAAACCUCUGAGCACCCAGGAAUAUGGCCCAGUCCUGUCGUCUUUCCUGGUGACUUAUGCAUUACAAGGGGAAAACUCAUGUGGUCAGGUGACCUCGUAAGAUUCCCAGCACUUGCCAGGCACAUGCACAAACCCAAUGUGAGAUAAAACAAGGGGAAAGAAAUAAAAUUAAAUUCAAGGGGGAUGAAGAUUUCAGAACAUCAGUGUAGGUCCAGAUCCAUUCCAGGAAGAUUUGGUGAGCAGAAGGAAGGUUUGUUUGGGAUCCAUGACUUCAGGACACCAUAGUUUGCUUUCCUCCAGUGGUGUGUGAGAUGGGAAGCAUCUCAUGUCCCGCAGUGUGAGGCAGAAUGAAUGCGUGUUGUGUACCUCAGACUCUUAUCUUUGUCCAACCUGUAGCAGGCAGUAAUAUGUUCUUUUUUUCUUGGUGGCAUUCUACUGAUUCAAACAGGCAAACAAGCAAAACCCCUCCCAGUCCCCCCCCCCGAGUGUUAGCUGUAUGUACACCAUGAGUUCUAUGUUCAGAGUGACUUCAGUGUCUGUAGUGUGCAGUCAGUAUAAAAAAAAAAUAAAAAUCAAGUAUGUAGAAAAUGGUAAAAUCUUGAAUGUUGUAAAAUAAAACCAACUGUUGUGUUUUUCAUUUUAAAUCAGCAAACCUUGCUGCUGUGAUAACGGACUGUUGUUUUCUGUAUUGUGAUCCAGAAUCUAAGGGGGGAAAAAAAGGAAUAAAAUAUCAUUUCUAUCUCA